UACCAUUACAGUGAUUUGAGUAUACAAAUCGAUCAUCGACACAAUCGAUUUUAUCAUUGGCUUUAUUUUGUUUUCAUUUAAAUAACGAUGACAUAACAGUAACUUCGAAGUUUGCCUCUCCAAAUUGUAUGUCACUUAAGUCAUAAAACGGAAUGUAGAGAUUCGUGUUCGCAGCUGCACUUUUAUUGUUUUAUAUUGUUAUACUUUAUAUGUUACGAAUCUUUUGAGACUCUAAAUUUAUUGACUAUAAACACAUCUUUCUAUCUUAUUCAUAAAAAGGGAAAUAGUUUUUGAUUGUUAUUAACUAUAUGUAAUAAUAUUAAGUACAAAAUGGAAGUAGUGGAGAUACAGAAUACAAAGAAGCAGUUUCAACUACCAUGCCAGAAAUCAGCAGAAUGCCCCUGUGACAUUAAAGUAACGAACCCACUAAUUUUUCUAUUAUAAUUUCCGACUGAUAAAAUGAGUGAUUUAAUAUCGUGCAUAUCUAGUGCACAAGAAAAUACGUGCAACCGUCUCGAGCAAAGUCAUUCGCUCCUGUGAGAACGUAUAAGCCUCCUUCAAAAUUAUUCGAAAAUAAUACCACAUAUCACUUAUCAUAUUUAAACGUGGAUCAUGCGGAAAUGCGACGCAGCCGAUCUCAACCUAUCCGACCCAAACCUACUCUCACUAAAUCCGAUGCUCGAUUUCUCGGUGAAACGACUACUCAAUUGAGUUACAAACAUAUUGGGAGUAUUCCUAAAACAAAACCAAUCAUACCCAGGCAAAGGCCGAUGAUCGGAUCUGGUCGAAUGGAGUCUGUUACCACAAUUCGUCAGGAUUACCCGCGUAAAUAUGUGGACAAACCAGAAAUUAUAAUACCUUGUGGGAACAUUCGUUUAAGUUCUGGCAAGCUGGAUGCUAGUACCACAGCGAAACUUUCUUAUACAGACCCAGGCUGUACGGAACCGACAUUGAACUUUAAACCCAUAGCGAUUUACUAUCCACCUAGUGAACCGAUUCUUACUGAUACUACACAGAAGUUAAGUUAUCAACCUGUUCACAUUCCAGAAAGAGAUACGUACUCCUGGCAGCAGAAACCAAUCUACCAAGCUCCAGAUGUUGCUAUGUGCGGAAAGACAACGUACUCUGAAAGUUUCUUAAAGAACGAAGAGCCAUGCAUGGAGAAACCUGUACGGCCGACUGCUGCCAAUGUCUUUCCUAUCGGUGGUGAAUUUCACUCAGAUACUAUUUAUAAACAAAGCUAUUUGCAAUCGGCUAUCAUUGAACGAGUGGAACCUGUUAUUCCUUGCAAUGCUAUCUCGAAACCUGAUGGCAAAAUUUCAACAGAUACAACAAGCAAAUUGAGUUAUCUACCGGUCCAAAGCGAAAGACGUUUGCCGAUAUUACCUCGAAGCAGAAACAUGAUAGGCGAUGGUCUAAUGCAAUCCGAAACUACCAACCGUUGCGAUUUUGUGGAAAAAAUUACGUUACGACCGGAUCUCGUUAUUCCAUGUGAUAAUCUUCGAAGCCCGGAUACACCUAUUGACGACAGAACUACAACGAAACUAUCUUACGCGAAACCUGGACAAGUAGAGUGGGUUAAAAGCUUUAAACCUGUCGUUCAGUAUCAGAGAUCUGAAAAAAUUGAAUAUGACACUAUAAACAAACUAUCGUAUCAGUCUUGGACUCCACUUCCCAAGGAACAUAUACCAUGGGCAUCUAAAGAAAAAUAUCAACCACCUUCAGAUCCUAUGUGUGCUGAUACUAUUUAUCAAGUCAGUUAUCCUGCACCCGGAUAUUACGAAGAUACUUGCAUGCCAGCUAAUUGCGAAUGUUUGGAUUUCAAAUACGACAAUCUCCCAGCACAAAUAUGUGAAACUGUGACGUGUGAAUGAAAUACGAAUAAAAAUAGUUGCAAUCUGAGUAACAAAACUUCUGUAUAACUUCUCUAUUUUCCCAUAUAUACAUUUCUAUCGUAUAUUAUAAUAAAUAUUUAGAGGAAAAAAUAUUAA
This is a messenger RNA of Bombus pascuorum, 1991 nucleotides long. Its product is annotated as stabilizer of axonemal microtubules 1-like. Gene Ontology annotation, biological process: microtubule anchoring. NCBI's taxonomy places the organism in Eukaryota, Metazoa, Arthropoda, Insecta, Hymenoptera, Apidae. Gene Ontology annotation, molecular function: microtubule binding. The record is from RefSeq and is a predicted model, not a curated record. The transcript has 5 exons. Gene Ontology annotation, cellular component: ciliary basal body; centriole; axonemal microtubule. The coding region runs from base 621 to 1874 and encodes 417 amino acids.